Magnolia sinica is the source of this 1568-nucleotide messenger RNA. RefSeq lists its product as uncharacterized. The transcript has 8 exons. Gene Ontology annotation, cellular component: membrane; cytoplasm. Gene Ontology annotation, molecular function: protein binding. The record is from RefSeq and is a predicted model, not a curated record. Bases 166 to 1215 code for a protein of 349 amino acids. Lineage: Eukaryota; Viridiplantae; Streptophyta; Magnoliopsida; Magnoliales; Magnoliaceae.
AACGCAAAAGAGGAGAGAGAGAGAGAGGAGGGCCUUUUUUCCUCCUAUUCUAUUGUCUUAAAAACACAAUCUCUUGACAAAAAUCAAACCCUCCGAAGGCCUGCCCUCUCUCUUCUCCUCUCAACGCAACUGCCUUCUCUCCUCGAUUUCUCUCCGUCUUGGUUUAUGAGCUCGAAGGAGAAACCCACUCUCGGUGGCACGCGGAUUAAGACCCGCAAACGGAAUAUAGCAGCUCCUUUGGACCCUGCAACAUUUGCAGAUGCAGUGGUCCAAAUAUAUUUCGACAAUUCUGGUGAUCUGGAACUUGUUGCCAAGAGCAUUGAAUCUUCAGAUCUUAACUUCUCGAGAUAUGGUGACACCUUUUUCGAAGUGGUCUUCACAGGAGGGCGUACUCAACCUGGAACUACGAAGCCUGAUGAGGGAGAGCGUCAUGCCUUUUCUGUUCUAGAUUGUGAACCAAUACGGGAAGCUAUCUUGCCAUAUGCUCUCUACUUACAGAAAAUUUUACAUUGGAGGCCUUUCCUGAUAAAGAAUCUCGAAAAUGUCAUGCGACGAUUCCUGCAGUCAUUGGAGCUUUUUGAAGAGAAUGAGAGGAAGAAGCUUGCUAUUUUCACUGCCCUCACAUUCUCUCAGAAGUUGUCGGGGCUUCCGCCGGAGACAGUUUUUCAGCUGUUGCUCAAGGACAAUCUUGUGGCCAAAGGGCUAGUAAUUUCAGUCAUUGCGGAUUUUUUCAAGGAGUAUCUGAUUGAUAAUAGCCUUGAUGAUCUGAUAUCACUUUUGAAGAGGGGAAAAAUAGAGGACAAUCUUCUUGAAUUCUUCCCUACAGUAAAACGCUCUGCCGAAGGAUUCUCUGAGCAUUUCACUAAGGAGGGGCUACUUAACCUUGUUGAAUACAAUGGGAAGAAAAUCUUUGAGGUCAAACUGAAGGAGAUGAAAUCUGCAUUAACGACCCAGAUCGCGGAGGAGGCUGAUAUCUCUGAAAUCAUAGAUACUGUAAAGCAACGUGUUAAGGAUGCUAAUUUAACUGAUCUUGAGGUUGUGUGGAUCUUGUGGGAUGUCAUAAUGGAUGCUGUUCAGUGGUCUGGAAAAAAUCAGCAGCAGAAUGCUAAUGCAGCGCUACGCCAAGUAAAAACAUGGGCAACACUUUUGAAUACAUUUUGUACGAAUGGAAAAUUGGAGCUCGAACUCGUACAAAGUUCAGAUUCAGUGCUAUGAGGAUGCCAAACUGAUGAAGUUGUUCCCAGAAAUUGUGAGGUCUCUCUAUGACUAGGAUGUGCUUGCUGAAGAUACCAUUCUCCUCUGGUUCUGUAGAGGAACAAACCCAAAGGGCAGGCAAACUUUUGUGAAGGCUUUGGAGCCAUUUGUGCAUUGGCUGGAGGAAGCUGAAGAAGAAGAAUAAAGAUAAGAGGUGUGCAUCAAUUGGCAAAGAGACGAACGCGGGUUGCAAUGAUCCUAGUAAUUACCUAUUUCCUGUCGUACAUCAACUGCCUAACUUAAACAAGCAACUUCCUGUGUGUUUGUUGACAGAAACCUUUAACGGUUCUUAUUUGCAAUAAGCUACUUAACUA